Molecule: messenger RNA, 3756 nt
Organism: Rhincodon typus (whale shark)
Lineage: Eukaryota; Metazoa; Chordata; Chondrichthyes; Orectolobiformes; Rhincodontidae
Product: membrane-associated guanylate kinase, WW and PDZ domain-containing protein 2-like
Exons: 15
Coding region: 117-2426 (769 amino acids)
Biological process (GO): signal transduction
Cellular component (GO): cytoplasm
Molecular function (GO): protein binding
Source: RefSeq, a predicted model, not a curated record
CCAGCGAUUGACAUGCGUCGUGGCCCCGCCCCCUCCGUCCUGUCAAUCAGACCUCCCCAGGCAAUGGCAGGGACUGGGCUGCAUACAGAGCCUUGGCAUCGGCAGCAGAAGCAGACAUGUUACGGAAGCUACUCAACAUCAGUCACUGGACACAGAAGACGCGAGAGGCGACCCUGUGUCGGGAUGAGGAAGGGUUUCUGAACCUGCGGUUGCUGGGCGGAGCGGAGUACGGCCAACUUCUGUACAUUGGCGAGUGCCAGAGAGGCGUGGCCCGGCUGGAAAGUGGCAAGCUGCACGCAGGAGACCUGUUGCUGGAGGUGAACGAGGCUCCCGUGUCCGGCCUUACGCUGAGAGAUGCCCUGGAUCUCCUGGCUGACAUCCCUGACCCAGUGCGAAUCAAAACUGUGCCGCAGGGUUCCCAGCUGAACUCUGACCUGCGGCACUUCCUCAAGCAAGUGUUCACUAAAGGCUCAGCCGACUUUGAUCUCCAGGAGCACGUUCGCCACAACCUGUACAUCCGGACACUGCCAUGUACAACGCGGGCCCCUCGCGAGGGAGAACGUCCCGGCGUCGACUACCACUUCAUCAGCCUCUCGGAGUUUCACGCGCUGGAGAGGGCCGGGGGCCUUUUGGAAACGGGGAAGUUUGACGGGAACUAUUAUGGGAUACCUGUGCCGCCCAUUCUGCCCACGGAUGCCACGCUAACCCUCGACCCGUCCAUGCUGGGAUGCCCGCCACGGAGUCCAUCGUUCCCGAGUGUGACUGAGAAGCGGCCCAACAGGGAAGCAGCUCACGGCAGUCAGGGCCACAGCAGCGCCCCGGGAGCAGCUGCUAACAUCAGCAACGGCCAUGUGACUAGCUCAAACACCAAUCAGAACAUGGCGCCAGCGGGAGAGGUCGGGACUGAGCAGCAAGGGAUCCCCAGGCAGCCCGAGGAAUGGGUACAGGCCACUGCUGAAACUGAGAGGACACAGACAGAGCCUAACACGGGUCAAGAUAGCCUGUUGGUGCCAGAUGUCUCCCAGAUGCUGGGAUAUUCUGUCUUCGCCACCAUCACCAAAACCAACAACACCUUCGGUUUCACCAUCGCCGGGGGCAACCGGCCGAGCGAGCUGCUGCAGAUCGUCAGCGUGGCGGUGGGUGGGCCAGCCGAGCAGACUGGCAACGUGCAAAUCGUGGCUGGAACACAGCCUUUGACUGAACCCACGAUCCAUUUGGCAGACGGUUCAGCCCAGGCCCAGACCGGGGGCACAGAGGGCAGGAAUGGAGACAGAAACGGGUGCCAAGGCUUCAGUGCUGGCAGCAAGCCCCAGGACGUCGCAGCCCCCUGCGCACUCGGCCUAGCGAGGACCGGAAGCAGCGAACCACGCCACAUCGUUCCUGGCCAACAUGAGGAACAUGAGCUGUUUGAGUCCACUCCUCCUUCUUCCCUGGUCAAAGCAGGAGAUGAGGCAUCACUGGCCAGCUCCUUGAAUCCGCGGAAAUCCGCACGCCCAGCGGACAGGGACCCCACGGAGCGCCAGGAGGGGGAUGCGAGGCUGCACCUCGAGGGACGACCUCAUGGGGACAAGGGCGCAGGCAGCAAGGAGCAGCUGGGCUCUCGGGGAAGGGACGGGGCCUCCAGCAAAUACGAUUCCCGUGAGGGUGACCGAAGGGCUCGGAGUCUCUCAAAGCCGCGGGACAUUCCCGGGAUAAGCUCCCGACACAACGUGUGUGACCUUCAGCCCGAUGGGGUGAGGCUGGCCCCUCCGUCCAGUGGUGGUCCGCAAAGCAACAAUCCCCGGCCCACCCGAACCAAUCACGAGGAGCCGAAGGAAGCCGAGUUCUAUACAGUGGAUCUGGAACGUAGUCCGACAGGAUUCGGGUUCAGCGUGCGCGGAGGCCGUGAGUAUGACAUGGACCUUUACAUUCUGGGAAUGAUCGUUGGAGGCCCAGCCAUGAGGAGUGGAAAAAUCAGGAUUGGUGACCAGUUGGUUGAGAUCAAUGGGGAGCCAACUGUGGGAAUGAGCCAUGCUCGAGCUGUGGAACUGAUCCGACACGGUCAAGACAAGAUCCAUCUCCUAAUGCGCUGUGGGAAUGGGCAGGUCCCUGAGUUUGGUCCUGACGCUGUAAGUAGGCCAGACCUUGGAGAAGUCACUGUGGUUCCAGUCAGGCAGGAGCACCCUGCCCGAGGUGCUGCGCGGGGCCAGGCCAGGCCUCAGUCGCACCAUCCACGUGCUUUACUCUCCUCUGGCCCAGAACAUCCGACGACGAGACAGGGGAGACUGUCCAAAGGCCAGUCCCAAGCUGCCGAUGCCCGGCCUGUUGCCGGUAGUGCCCGGGGACACCGGAGGAACCGCAGGAACCAACAAGGUGAUGAUAGCGGGCCUGAAACCGACCUCAGGCCUCGGUCCCGGGCUCUGCGUGAUCACUCCAGGCAGCAGUGAGCCCUCGGGUCUAGGGCCGAUAAUAUCUCGGAGCCCACCCAAUCCCAGGCUCCCCUGGACUGCUCUGCACCUGGUGCUUUAGGUGAAUUAAAGGCCCAAAUCCCCUCUGGCUACACUAGGCCUGAGGCUCUCCUUGACUCGAGUCCCAAUGUUCCAGUUGAGUCCAGGUUCCAUUCUCUCCCUCGCUACUCUAGGCCUCGGGCUCUCCUCGAAUCUAGGCCCGAUGCUCCGGUUGAGUCCAGGGUCCAGACUCUCCCGAGCUACCGUAAACCCCAGGCUCUUGGCAACAGCAGGCCCCUGUCUGAGGAGAGCACGGAGACCGAUUCAGACAGCAGGGAGACGGAUUGGGAGGAGGAUACAGCCUCCUCUUCUCCAGAGCUGCCAACCCUCGGCAGCUUCGAUGAGCAGAGGCAGUUGAGUUCCAUGAUCGGGAGGGGUCUAAAUCUCAGUCGGGGGCCCCUACCGCCAGGCUCGGGCACUGCAGAGAGGGAGUACUGUGUCCACUGCGGCAGCCAGAGGGGGACAAAGGACAGCAAGCGAGGCAGACUGUGGGGGCUGCUCUCUCCAGGGCCCUGGCUUGUGCCAGAAGAGGAAAAGCUCCUCGGAAUAUUAGGGAGGUAGUGUCCAAGGGGCAGGUUGCAGCUGGCCGGGAUGGGCAGGAAAUGGUCAGGUGAGAGGUGAUGCCCCAAGUGGCGGACCAGCCACCCCUGCUGGAAGUGUAUUAUAAUCAGGGAAAGACUGCUGCUUAUGGGGGACAAGUGUCAGCAUCGCGCCGUCGGAGGGUCAGGGGUGACGGAGCGGGCGCCAUCGGAGGGUCAGGGCCGAGGGGAGCGGGCGCCGUCGGAGGGUCAGGGCCGAGGGGAGCGGGCGCCGUCAGAGGGUCAGGGCCGAGGGAGCUGGCGCUCUCAGAGAUGCUGCGAUUCAGGAGGAGACAUUAAAACCAAUGCCCCCUGUGCCUUCUGAGCUGGGCACCGCAGAUCCCAGUGCCCCCCCACCCCGGUGAGAGGAGCGAGUUCUCCAAAUCCCUUAACCCAGAUGUUUGAACAGUCGGUGCUGAGUGUCCCAGGAGCCUCUUCGCCGAUUGUGGGAUUGUGCUGUGCGCCGAUCUGCUGCUCUGUUUCCUGCGCCCAGCGGAACUGUGCUGUGUUAAAAAUGCACUUGAUGUCUAUCCCCGCUGGCCUGCCCUGAGACGGGAGCAGGCGCUACAGAGAUGCAGAGCUUGGAAGUUGAAUGUACGUCCAUUUCCACAAAGAGUGAAUAUUUUAAUGAAAUUUUAAUCAUCUUGAGAAUAUAUGUGGACAUUGAAUAAAGACUCAGUGACACAAGCCAA